Molecule: messenger RNA, 2738 nt
Organism: Apodemus sylvaticus (European woodmouse)
Lineage: Eukaryota; Metazoa; Chordata; Mammalia; Rodentia; Muridae
Gene: Sik1
Product: salt inducible kinase 1
Exons: 14
Coding region: 170-2518 (782 amino acids)
Biological process (GO): intracellular signal transduction; protein phosphorylation; microtubule cytoskeleton organization
Cellular component (GO): cytoplasm
Molecular function (GO): ATP binding; protein serine/threonine kinase activity; tau-protein kinase activity
Source: RefSeq, a predicted model, not a curated record
CCGCGUGCGGCCGGCGGCGGCUGGGCGCUGACAUGCGGCGCGGCCCGGGCGGCGGCGGCAGCGUUGGCGGCGGCGGCGCGAACGGCGGGCGCCGGAGCAGAGCGAGCAGCCGAGCGGGUGGCGUCCCGGGUCGGGCGUACGGAGGGCGGCGAAGGUGCGGCCCGAAGCCAUGGUGAUCAUGUCGGAGUUCAGCGCGGUCCCCUCAGGCACUGGCCAGGGCCAGCAGAAGCCCCUCCGAGUGGGCUUUUACGACGUGGAACGGACCCUGGGCAAAGGCAAUUUUGCAGUGGUUAAGCUGGCGCGGCACCGAGUCACCAAAACGCAGGUUGCAAUAAAGAUAAUUGACAAGACUCGGUUAGACUCUGGCAACCUGGAGAAGAUCUACCGGGAGGUCCAGCUCAUGAAACUCCUGAACCACCCAAAUAUCAUCAAGCUUUAUCAGGUUAUGGAGACAAAGGAUAUGCUCUACAUUGUCACAGAAUUUGCGAAAAACGGAGAAAUGUUCGAUUAUCUGACUUCCAACGGACACUUGAGUGAAAAUGAGGCUAGACAGAAAUUCUGUCAGAUCCUGUCAGCCGUGGAGUACUGCCACAACCAUCACAUCGUCCACCGGGACCUCAAGACAGAGAACCUACUGCUGGACAGUAACAUGGACAUCAAGUUGGCAGAUUUUGGAUUUGGGAAUUUCUACAAGCCAGGGGAGCCUCUCUCCACGUGGUGUGGGAGCCCCCCCUAUGCAGCUCCUGAAGUCUUCGAAGGGAAGGAGUAUGAAGGUCCCCAACUGGACAUCUGGAGCCUCGGUGUGGUGCUGUAUGUCCUGGUCUGUGGUUCCCUCCCUUUCGACGGACCCAACCUGCCUACGCUGAGACAGCGCGUGCUGGAGGGUCGCUUCCGCAUCCCCUUCUUCAUGUCUCGAGACUGUGAGACACUGAUCAGACGCAUGCUGGUAGUGGACCCAGCCAAGCGCAUCACCAUCGCCCAGAUCCGCCAGCACCGGUGGAUGCAGGCUGACCCCACCCUCCUGCAGCAGGACGACCCUGCCUUCUCCAUGCAGGGAUACACCUCCAAUCUGGGCGACUACAACGAGCAGGUGCUGGGUAUCAUGCAGGCCCUGGGCAUCGACCGGCAGAGGACCAUAGAGUCUCUGCAGAACAGCAGCUACAACCACUUUGCCGCCAUUUACUACCUCUUGCUCGAGCGCCUCAAGGAGCAUCGAAGCACCCAGCCCUCAUCCCGGCCCACCCCUGCACCUGCCAGACAGCCCCAGCUCCGAAGCUCAGACCUCAGCAGUCUGGAGGUUCCUCAAGAAAUCCUCCCAUGUGACCCUUUCCGGCCCUCUCUGCUGUGCCCGCAGCCCCAGGCCUUGGCUCAGUCAGUCCUGCAGGCUGAGAUAGACUGUGAUCUCCACAGCUCACUUCAGCCCUUAUUUCUUCCCCUGGAUACCAACUGCAGUGGAGUGUUCCGGCACCGCUCCAUCUCCCCCAGCAGCCUGCUGGACACAGCUAUCAGCGAGGAGGCCAGGCAGGAUCCUGUCCUGGAGGAGGAACAGGAGGUCCAGGAACCCCUUCCUGGCAGCACAGGCCGGAGGCACACACUGGCUGAAGUCUCCACCCAUUUCUCCCCGCUCAACCCUCCUUGCAUAAUCGUCUCCUCCUCUGCCACGGCGAGUCCCUCGGAAGGAACAAGCUCCGACAGCUGCCUCCCCUUCUCUGCAAGUGAAGGUCCUGCAGGGCUUGGUGGUGGCCUAGCCACCCCAGGGCUUCUGGGCACCAGCUCUCCAGUCAGAUUGGCCUCACCCUUCCUGGGAUCACAGUCGGCCACCCCUGUGCUCCAGACGCAUGCAGGUCUGGGCGCAGCUGUCUUACCUCCUGUCAGCUUCCAGGAGGGACGGAGAGCAUCGGAUACCUCCCUCACUCAAGGGCUGAAGGCCUUCCGGCAGCAGCUGAGGAAAAACGCGAGGACCAAGGGGUUCCUGGGUCUGAACAAGAUCAAAGGAUUGGCACGCCAGGUGUGCCAGUCCUCCCUCCGAGCCCCCCGGGGAGGGGUGAGCACCUUCCACACCCCCGCCCCAAGUUCAGGCCUACAGGGCUGCACGGCCAGCAGUCGGGAGGGCAGGAGCCUGCUUGAAGAGGUGCUGCACCAGCAGAGGCUGCUCCAGUUACAGCACCACACAGCCGCCUCAUCUGGCUGCCAGCCGGGCCCCCAACUGUCCCAGGGCCCCCAACUGUCCCCGGUCCCCUACGUGCUCACUCCCUGUGAUGGCCUCCUCGUGUCUGGAAUUCCACUGCUGCCCACACCUCUCCUCCAGGCUGGCAUGUCCCCUGUGGCGUCUGCCGCGCAGCUCCUGGAUACCCACCUGCACAUCAGUGCUGGCCCAGUGACCCUCCCCACCGGGCCCCUGCCACAGUGCCUCACCAGGCUGUCCCCAAGCUGCGAUCCUGCCGGGCUGCCACAGGUGGACUGCGAGAUGGAGGACCUGACCUCUGGCCAACGGGGGACGUUCGUCCUGGUACAGUGAGGGUGACUCUGCCGCACCACCCCACCCCCACCCACCGUGGCCGAUUGACUCUUCCAAGCAAUAAUUUCAGAGUAUGUGAAGAUGGUUUCCGGACUCAAAAGCCAAGAACUUUCUAGACGUGAAACAAGCAAUACGUUUGGUGUAUGGGCUUUUUAGGAUUUUUGUUGUUUUUGGUUUGGGUUUUUUUUUGUUGUUGUUUUUUGUUUUUUUUUUUUUUUUU